AGCUGCUCGCCCUUGCCCUUAAUCCCCGCCGCGGGCCCCUCCGGCCCUCGUGGGCGUCCGUCUCUUCCUCCCUGUGACCUCCUCCCGCGGAUGUCCUAACUCCACCCGAGGCCCGGGACGCCCGGUCCGAGGCCCGGGCCGCACCGCCGGGCCCCCGGGUCCGCUUCUGCUCUCACCGUCUCGUUUCUUUCCCCAGGGUUUGCGGGGUUCACCCCGAGGAGAGCUGACUGUCCGGGGCCGCCGCUGACCUGCGGCACAGCGGAGCCAAAAUGUCCCCGGAGUCUAAAAAGCUCUUCAACGUCAUUAUCUUAGGAGUUGCCUUUAUGUUUAUGUUCACUGCCUUUCAAACUUGUGGGAAUGUGGCGCAAACUGUCAUCAGGAGCUUAAAUAGCACAGAUUUUCAUGGCAGUGGAUAUACCAGCAUGGCUAUUAUUUAUAGCGUGUUCUCCGCUUCAAAUUUGAUUACACCAUCAGUGGUUGCCAUUGUUGGCCCUCAACUCUCCAUGUUUGGCAGUGGCUUGUUUUAUAGCAUGUACAUUGCCGUUUUUAUCCAGCCUUUCCCAUGGUCCUUCUACACAGCGUCAGUCUUCAUUGGAAUCGCAGCUGCUGUACUUUGGACAGCACAAGGAAACUGCCUGACAAUAAAUUCAGAUGAGCACACUAUUGGGAGAAACAGUGGGAUUUUCUGGGCACUCCUGCAGUUUAGCUUGUUCUUUGGAAAUCUCUACAUAUAUUUUGCCUGGCAAGGGAAAACUCAAAUAUCAGAGAGUGACCGGAGAACAGUGUUCAUUGCUUUGACUGUGAUCAGCCUUGUGGGGACAGUUUUGUUCUUUCUCAUUCGGAAGCCAGAUCCUGAAAACGUCCUUGGAGAAGAUGAAUCUUCCGAGGACCAGGAACCAGAAAUCAAUGAGUCUGCCCAGAGCAAUAUGACAAAGGCAGUAGAAGCAUUUAAAAAGUCUCUGAGGUUGUGUGUCACCAAGGAGAUGCUGCUUCUCAGUGUUACAACCGCUUACACAGGUCUGGAAUUAACUUUUUUCUCUGGUGUAUAUGGAACCUGUAUUGGUGCUAUGAACAAAUUUGGAACAGAAGAGAAAAGCCUGAUUGGACUGUCUGGAAUUUUCAUCGGCAUUGGAGAAAUUCUAGGUGGAAGCCUCUUUGGCCUGCUGAGCAAGGAUAAUCGUUUUGGUAGAAACCCAGUGGUGCUGUUGGGCAUCCUGGUGCACUUUAUAGCUUUUUACUUAAUAUUUCUCAACAUGCCUGGAGAUGCCCCAAUCGCCCCUGUGGAGGGAACCAACAGCAGUGCCUACAUCAGACCAAGCAAAGAAAUCGCCAUCCUGUGCAGUUUUCUGUUGGGCCUGGGAGACAGCUGCUUCAAUACCCAGCUGCUCAGCAUCCUGGGCUUUCUCUACUCUGAAGACAGUGCUCCAGCCUUCGCUGUCUUUAAGUUUGUUCAGUCCAUCUGCGCAGCCGUAGCGUUUUUCUACAGCAACUACCUUCUCCUUCACUGGCAACUCCUGCUCAUGGUGGUGUUUGGGUUCUUCGGAACGAUUUCAUUCUUCACUGUGGAAUGGGAUGCUGCCGCCGUCGUGGCCCGGGGCUCUGAGUACCGAAGCAUUUGAUGAGGUGCCGGGGAAGGGAGGCGUGUACCUUCGGAGACCGCGGCUGCUCCAGAGCUGGCUGCAGAAGCUGUCUAGCAUUUCCACAACGCGUGGAUGAUGCGAGUGUGGAAAAAUCAAAGCCUGAGACUGUUCCAUCAGACAGAGUCGGUACUGAAGUUUACAGCUGCUUGGCUACUUAACAAGCGGAAUAAGGGAAUCCUGUUGUGUGGUUAUAAUUGUUCAAAGAUGUUGUUUUCUGAUUCACCUAUCUCAAGUUCUUUAUAAUCAUGUUAGACAGUGCAGAGGUUUUCUUCUCUCUCCUGUGCCCAUUGAGCCAUCCUGCCAUUGUCCUACAGAGAGCCUCGCUGGGCGAGGCAAGCUUGCUGUGUGCUACGGAGAUGCCCAGGCCACGCCACACGGGCACUGUGGAGCAGUCCUAUGCUGAGGUGCAUCUGACUUCAAAAAGAUGGCUUCCUCUUGGAGUGCUUCGCUCCCAAAGUUCUCUUACCUUCCUCAUAGCAAGACGGGCCAAUUAAGUAUUAUAAAAUGAGGUAAACAUUGUCUCGCUUAAAAUGUAAGUGCAACAUCUGUGACAAAAACAAAAACAUUGGAAAGUUAAGCUAAGGGAGGGCUUUUGCUAGUCAUUUUCCUGAAAGAUACAAUGCAAACAACAACAAAAACCCCAGCAAGUUCUAGGGCUAAGUUAGACCCCCUCAGUCGCUGUGCUACAGAAAUGGGGCAGAACUAUUUGGAAAAUGUUUAAAUGCAAAUGUUCACUUCCUCCAUAAAAUUCUGAAAAUUGCAAUAUACUUCAGAAACCAUAAAAUUCACCAUUUUAAAAAAGAGUA
This is a messenger RNA of Dipodomys spectabilis (banner-tailed kangaroo rat), 2446 nucleotides long. RefSeq names its product major facilitator superfamily domain containing 11 (gene Mfsd11). Lineage: Eukaryota; Metazoa; Chordata; Mammalia; Rodentia; Heteromyidae. The transcript has 13 exons. Bases 270 to 1619 code for a protein of 449 amino acids. The record is from RefSeq and is a predicted model, not a curated record.